Molecule: messenger RNA, 1234 nt
Organism: Mobula hypostoma (lesser devil ray)
Lineage: Eukaryota; Metazoa; Chordata; Chondrichthyes; Myliobatiformes; Myliobatidae
Product: diencephalon/mesencephalon homeobox protein 1-like
Exons: 4
Coding region: 1-1110 (369 amino acids)
Biological process (GO): regulation of transcription by RNA polymerase II
Molecular function (GO): DNA-binding transcription factor activity, RNA polymerase II-specific; RNA polymerase II transcription regulatory region sequence-specific DNA binding
Source: RefSeq, a predicted model, not a curated record
AUGCAGCAUUACGGGGUCAAUGGUUAUUCCCUUCAUGCCAUGAACUCUCUGAGUGCCAUGUAUAAUCUUCACCAGCAGGCAGCACAACAAGCACAGCAUGCCCCUGACUACAGACCAUCUGUUCAUGCACUGACUCUGGCAGAGAGGCUGGCCGGCUGUGCAUUUCAAGAUAUUAUCCUCGAGGCAAGGUACGGCUCCCAGCACCGUAAGCAGCGUCGCAGUCGGACAGCCUUCACCGCCCAGCAACUGGAGGCACUGGAGAAGACCUUCCAGAAAACGCACUAUCCGGACGUGGUGAUGAGGGAGCGCUUGGCCAUGUGCACCAACCUACCUGAAGCUAGGGUGCAGGUGUGGUUUAAAAACAGGCGCGCCAAAUUUCGCAAGAAGCAGCGCAGUCUGCAGAAGGAGCAGCUGCAGAAACAGAAAGAGGCCGAGCUGAGCCACGAUGGAACAAAAUCGGAGAAACCAGCCACAGAAACUCAGGGCUGCUCAGAAGUCAGCGAGCCACACAGUGCUGGCGGCGAGCCGAUUAACAUCGAGCUAAAUGUCACCUCGGCCGAGCAGUCAGACAGUGAAUCAUCGGCAGAGGAGCAGAUGGAGAGAGAGCGGGAGUUUAAAACCCCGACAGAGGAACUCAGGCAGGACAAGGGCUGCAGUCCCGAGAGCAAAGCGGCGGCCUGUAAACGCGGGAGCCCCAAAUCAGAUUCACCCAUCAACACGACGGGGACGCCCGCGUCCAGCACUGGAGGUAAUGUGGUGCAAACCCACUCAUAUUCCUCGUCUCCCCUGAGCUUGUUCCGACUGCAAGAGCAGUUCCGUCAGCACAUGGCAGCAACCAACAACCUGGUUCAUUACUCCUCCUUUGACAUGGGUAGCCCUCCGGCCAUGCCAUACCUGGGCAUGAAUAUGAACGUAGCCCCCAUCAGCUCUCUCCACUGCCAGUCCUACUACCAGUCGCUGUCGCACGCCCAGCAAGUGUGGUCCAGUCCGAUCCUGCAGGCAUCAAGCGCGCUGCCUAACCUCAACAGCAAAACCACGAGCAUUGAAAACCUUCGGCUUCGAGCAAAGCAACACGCCGCCUCUCUGGGCCUUGACAGCUUACCGAACUGACAAGAGAAUGUGAAAAAUACAUACUUCGGAAUGAAGACUUAACCGCAACGCAAGAUGUUACUGAAUCUAAGACUAGCUGGAUGUUGCUAGCUCCAGCAAGAUGCUUUAAAAGCGUAUGCAAAAG